Boleophthalmus pectinirostris (great blue-spotted mudskipper) is the source of this 1713-nucleotide messenger RNA. RefSeq names its product ubiquitin-like 3b (gene ubl3b). The record is from RefSeq and is a predicted model, not a curated record. Gene Ontology annotation, molecular function: protein binding. Lineage: Eukaryota; Metazoa; Chordata; Actinopteri; Gobiiformes; Gobiidae. The transcript is spliced from 6 exons. Bases 250 to 603 code for a protein of 117 amino acids.
UCUGUGUUUACAACCAGCUGACUUCCGGUGUUUUUUUUUUUUCGCCUGUUCGAGCAAUAUACUGAUCAAUUUAAUCGUGAUACUUUCGAUGUUUUACUCAUAGAACACGACAACUACUUGGUUGUCAGCUCAUCUUGAUGUCAGUUUUCACAAUUGUAAUCAAAUGCAGGGCUAUAGCCCUCUCUAGCAGCUGAAGCACUCAGACCUGCCUUGUCUGCACAUCAUCACCGCCUUCAUCCUGUCUCAACCAUGACCAGCCAGAGAGAACUAGACAUGGUGCACCUCCGCCUUAUCCUAGUCAGUGGAAAAACACAAGACUUCACUUUUUCCCCAAAUGAUUCGGCCACAGACAUUGCUAAGCAUGUGUUUGAAAACUGGCCUGCAGGAUGGGAAGAGGAGCGCGUGAGUAGCCCUAGUAUACUGCGGCUCAUUUUUCAGGGACGCUUCCUUCAUGGCAACGUCACUCUGGGAGCUCUAAAGCUACCUCCUGGACGAACUACAGUUAUGCAUUUGGUGGCCAGAGAGACUCUUCCGGAGCCCAACUCUCAUGGUCAAAGAAACAGAGAGAAAACCACAGAGAGUAACUGCUGCCUCCUCUUCUAAAGCUGUCAGACCUGCAUACAUCCAGCCUUGUUCAUCCUCUUCACUGGCACCCGCUCUGGAGUUCAGAGUCAGGCUGCAGUUUCAUCUGCUUUAGCGUAACUUUUCUCCAAAGUUUGCUUUUGGUGCCAACAUGGUAACAGCAUUCACCUUUUACUAGAAGAACCUUUUAUUCAAAGAUGAAACCACAAUGGACCUGUUUGCAGCAGGACACAUUUCAAGGGUCUACAGUGUGACUGCUGACAACUGAUCUGUGGAGGUUGUGUAUCUAACCCUGCCUUCUUCUCAUAUUGAUGUUCUUCACCUUUAGAGUGGUGUUAAUCUUCUAUGGCACUUCAUCAUCUAACAUAGUGAUUUUACAUUUGAAUAACCAAGAUAAAAUGUGCCAUUCUUCUUGAACUCUUUCUACCCUUGCUUAUCGGUCCAUUCUGCAUUGAACACAUUUGGUGGUAACGUGACCGGGAAUGCCCGAUGGAUGUGCAAGCUGGUAAUCGACAGCAGCCAUCUUUGGAAGAGAUUAAAACGCUGAAAAUGGAGUUUAAUUAUGUUUUUCUCAUUGGCCAUUUGGUGUGGCAAUGCCACCUUUGGCUAAGACUUAAUGAAAUAUUCUUUAUUGAGUAAAGCCGCUAAGGCAGGCCAGUUCAAAGCAGACAGAAGAAGCAGCAUUUGAAGAUGGAGUGUAGGAACAUGGACAAUAACAAGAGGAAAAUCAUGGUAGACAUCCUUCUCUACAUUUGAAACGCUGUCUUUACUUCUUGUUUGCCUUUUAUUGUGGAAUUCAUUAAUAUCAUUAAUAUAAAAUUUAAAUAUCAAUUUUAAUCUUGUGCAUAGGUAUUUGUUGAAUUUUCGUGUGACUGUGUGUGUGGAAGUGAGCCUGGCGUAGUGAAAUGCAUGUGACACUGUACAGUGAGGGCAUGUGGUCUUAAAAUGGUGGUGCACCGGGAAAAAGAUGGAAACCUCUUGAUUCCUUCCAUUGAGUGUCUUGGGUUUUGUGUUUGUUGUCACUUUGUGUCACUGCUAUGAAGUUUAGCUCUGUAUGAACCAUGUAAAGACUAAAAUGCAAGAGGUAAACAAAAGCUUGUAUUAUAAAUUAAUAAAUCUAUAAAUACAGCA